Puccinia graminis f. sp. tritici CRL 75-36-700-3 is the source of this 3289-nucleotide messenger RNA. RefSeq lists its product as uncharacterized. Lineage: Eukaryota; Fungi; Basidiomycota; Pucciniomycetes; Pucciniales; Pucciniaceae. Gene Ontology annotation, biological process: meiotic chromosome condensation; mitotic chromosome condensation. Gene Ontology annotation, cellular component: condensed chromosome, centromeric region. The record is from RefSeq and is a predicted model, not a curated record. The transcript is spliced from 10 exons. The coding region runs from base 38 to 3289 and encodes 1083 amino acids. Gene Ontology annotation, molecular function: histone binding.
GACCCAACUAUCUCAAUACCAACACCGAGCAAUCAAGAUGCCUUCGCCAUGGAACCUCCCAUCUGCCUUGAUUGGUCUGUUGGACACACCAGAAAUAGAAAACGAAACUGAUUUCGAGUCGAUGGAUCAAUCCGAAAUCAAACGGACUGUUAAUCAUUUGGUGGAUCGGCUUACGAGUUCGUCGGAGUCAAUUGGCGAUUCAGAGAUCUUUCAAAAAUUCCAGAGCUUAUUGAAGCACGCUUUGAGCAUACCACAAACAGCGCUUCAUUCGAUCCUGGACGUAUUGCUGUUCGGCUUCGAGGCCGAAGUCACAUCAACCCUUCGUGAUGCCAACCCAAGCGACCACACGGCCUACAAAUCGCAUCGGGCCAAUCUCGAACGAUUCGGAUUCCUCUUGAUUUGGCUAGUCGAGAUCUGCGAGAAACGUAGAUUAACAGAAAGGGGAAUUGAAGGUCACUCCAAUCCUAAUCUCACCGAUAAAUCCAAGUCGACCAAAGCAAAAAACUCCAAAUCCAAAUCUCGACAACCCUCAUCCGAUAAGAAUGCCCCAUUCGAUUGGACAAAUCAAAUCCCUGAUAUUCUCAACGCGAUGUUGAAAGCUCUUAGCCUAAAAACCGAAUUCAUUUGGCCCACCUCUCAAGAGAGGGACGCGUUUGUAGGAUGUUUUACCAAACCGGUGUAUCAAAUCCUUGAGAUGAAAGCGUUUGCUGAUAGCGUGGCUAUUCGGGUUCCUGCUUUCAAGAUCAUUUGUACAGCCGCCAAGAGUCAUGGUCAAACCUACAGCACACAGACUUCAAUCCUUCAAAAACUGCAAUACUUUGAUCAUUUAUCAGAAUACAUGGCAGAAUUGACCCACUUACUAGUCGAGACUAAGGAUUUACCUCAAGUGGCUGAUUCGAUCCUCCGUGAAAUCAGUUCCAAAACAUUUUCCGCUCAAGAUACCAAAGGCCCGCGAAGUUUCUCCCGAUAUUUAGUCAAGUUGACCACCCUUUCUCCUCGCCUAGUAUUUCGACAGAUCGUCAUGCUACAAAAACAUCUGGAUAGUGAAAGCUAUGUGAUGCGGAUCUGCCUCUUAGAAGUCUUUGGGAAAUUGAUCGAAGCGCUGAGUCAGGAUGACGAUCAACAAACUCAAAACCCACCUCAAACCAAUCGUAAUCCUAAUGAUCUCGAUGAGAAUGAACAAGUUGCGAACCCCUCUGGAAACGGAAGAGAUAAAGAAAAACAGUCCCAGGUCGUCAAGUUGGAUGGCUUUUUCAACCUACUCUUCGAAAGAUUUUGCGAUUCAAAUACCUUCGUCAGGGUCAAAGUUGUCAACAUCUUUGAGGACAUUUUAAAGCUCACCGUGCCUUUUCCCAAACAUCGAUUACGCUUGGCCUCAAGAGCGCUGCGCUCGUUGGAAGACAAAUCCUCUCAAGUCAGGAAGCACUGCAUGACUGUAUUGAGCAGACUGAUCGAGACUCAUCCCUACGGUGUCAUGCAUGGCGGCGAGCUUGGAAUUGACGAAUGGCAGGCUAGAUAUGACGCAAUAGUGAAAGAGCUAAGCGUGUUUGAUCUGCCUGGUAACGGUGUGGAUGAAGAAGUACGAAAGAUUAUGGAAGGUGAAGAAAAGGAGGAAGAAGACGGAUCGGGUGCCCAGGAUGACGAGCCGACUUCUGAGGCCAACGAUUCCAAUGCUGAAAAUAGACGUUCUGGUGAAGACGAUGAGUCGAUGUCCGAUGGGAAUUCUGGCAGUGACAAAACAACCAAACGCAACAAGACACCAAGGCCGAGUCAAGCUGAUAUGGAUGCGGCUGCUGGAGACCAACAAGCAGCCCUCUCGAAUUAUGAUCACGAAUCCUUAAUGAAAUUACGCUUGACGAAGAAGUAUUACUCGGAUGCGAUCCAGUUUAUUCAAAUUUUACAAUCUGCCGUUCCAUCGAUCGAAAAACUCUUGGCAUCCAAAGUGAAAUCUGAGGUUCUGGAAGCGAUCUACUUUUUUAAGACCGCUUGGAAUUAUAAAGUCCAAGGUGCUCAGGAUGGGAUUAAGCGGAUGCUUCAUUUGAUUUGGUCAACAGAGAAUUCGACGGUCGAAGAAACUACCAAGGAUGCCGCAGCCGGAAACGAGGAUGGCCCUAAGGAAGUGAAAGAGAUUAAAGGGGUUCGGUUUGCUUUGAUCGAUUGUUAUCAAGAGCUUUAUUUUGCUCCACUCGUCAGACAGCCAGGGGAAACCGUUUCGGCUUAUGCCAAUAGGAAUAUCGCUAGAAUCACUCGCAACAUGAUUGAACUAACGUACCAAGCAACCCUUGCCGAGUUAACUUCCUUGGAAGAGCUCAUGGGCGUGAUGAUGGAACGAGGCUACGUGCACGAAGACGUAAUCUAUAAGCUUUGGGAAGUUUAUAGUACGAGCAAGGAUAUACCUAAACAACAACGACGAGGGGCAAUAAUUGUACUUGGCAUGUUGGCCGCCCCACGUCCAAACGUGUGGCUAUUGGCUUGGGCCCGAUCGGGAAGGGGCGAUCUGGUUCUUGCCCGAUAUUCUUGCAUCGCUCUCAGUCGGAUAGGGGGUAGUGCCAAGAAGGUUAAGGGCUCUUUGAUUGACCGUAAUAUCCGCCUCCCCUUGGAUAAUCCAGUUUUUCGGAAGCUGGCAGAUAUUAUUCAGACUCCAACUAGAAGCAAAGAAUGGUUUGCUAUGGCUGAGCAAGCAUUGAACACGAUUUAUGGACUGGGAGACCAACCGGAUCUUUUAUGUACAGAAAUUCUCCAGACCAUGGCCCUGAAAUGUUUCGAAGGUGUUCCAGAGGAACCGAACCAGUCCGACGCCAUGGAGGUCGACCCACAGAUUAUACCCGAGUCUCAAGUGGAGUCGCAGGAGCAACCUACUGAAACUCAACGCCCCACUUCACCUGUGAGGAAUUCAGCCCUAUCGUCAAGUCAAGGUCCUCGUCUACUGGCCGAUUCAUUUGCGUUAAGUCAAGUGAUCUUCCUUGCUGGUCACGUCGCCGUCAAACACUUGGUCCAUCUGGAACUUGUGGAGCGCGAAUUCAAGCGACGAAAAGCAGAGAGUGACGAAUUGAAAAAGAAGCAGAAUCCUCGUAAGACCGGCCAUAAUGAUAAAGAUAAGGAUAUCGAGGGCGAAGAGUUAGAUCAGGUUGCCGGGAAUGUGGAAGAUGAUAUUGGCGAUGUGAUUGCUCACGCAAGAGAGAAAGAACUUCUGUUCGGUCACCAAUCUCUCCUCGGCGUGUUUGCGCCGAUGACGGUCCAGAUCUGUGGCCUACCGGCGGUGUACAAAGUAAGGAGUCUUUCUGGCUAG